CAAAUAAUGAUUAAAAUUAUUAUUUCGUGUAAAAUGACUGAGUAUACCCUCAUUAUCAAUUUGUUUGUUUAUAAAUAUUGCACAGUGAGUUUCGCUUGAGUGUAGCAAGCUUAGAUACAUAGAGAAAGGUAGCAAGACUAGCAAGUAGCAACGAGGUCUCAUAAAUCUACUUAUUAUUAUUACGUAGAAUUGACUCCUAACUUGUCUAUUGCCGUCAUAAAAAUAAAUCCCAUUUGGUAGAAUAUGAAAGCUUCCGUGUUAUGGCAACACUGAAGAAAAGCUCAAAGCGCUUCAGUUUCAGACUUCAGUCAAUAAUCCGAAAGCGACGCGAAUACGAUACAGUUCGUGGGAAAACCAUUAAAUCGUCGCCUCGUUUAUAUAUUUCCAUACAAAAUAACAAUUCUUGCAAUUCCAUUUACAUUUAGUUUACAUUUUAUCUGUUGACUAGUUUUUUUUUUAAAGUGAUAAUGUUCUUUUUUUAAAACAAGGUGUAUUAGUGUUAGUGGUCGUCAAUAAAUCAACCUGUAUUGAUUAGGGUUGUUACCAAAAUCGAGUAGUAGCAAUGGUGACGUCACUAUGCAGCAGUAAAUACCUCUACCUCACGACCUUCGUUGUUCUUUCGUGGAUAUCAGUUGCGGCAAGCAUAGACUGUUUCAAGUGCGUGUCUAUGAACGGCAAGUACCCGCAGUGCGACGACCCCUUCCACAACAACCACUCGUUGAACAUCCUGGAGUCGCCGUGCAUGGGGGGGAGGAAGGGGAGGGAUGGACUCUUCCCUGCCACUUCGUGUAUCAAGAUCGCAGGAGUGUUUGAUGACACCGGCGAGACGAUCACCGUGCGUGGCUGCGGACUCGACUCGGGCACGGCGACCACCGACACGGAGAUCAUACGCAUGUCGCACUGCGGCAGGUUUUAUUACAACGACAGAUACGUCCACGGCUGCCUUCAAAGUUGUAACGACGCAGAUGCCUGCAAUUCUUCCUGCCAAAUAACCUCGAAUGUAGCCUUCAUUUCUAUUUUAACCCUCAUUUCGUUUUCAUCCCUCAUUUCGUUGUCUACCCUCAUACAAAUGCAGAGCUAACAGAGACAGAAUGUUCUCAUCUAAAUAAAUUUUGCUUUGUAAAAACGUAAUAAAAAAGGUAUUAUUUAAUACGUCUAUACCGUAAGUUUUAUAAUUUUUCAUGCCUAGUUAGAUUCGGGAGCGGUUUUAGAGUCCUAUUCUUGAAAGGAAUCCCGCUGCUAAAACAUGAACUAAAAUUGACAGCGCCUUACACAAAUGACAUUAAGACCGCCAAUUACCUGACAUUAGCGCGGCGUCUGGGGGACUUCUUUCAUGAAAAGAACUAUACUAUGACAGUAAGCGGCCAUUUUGCAAUAUUUCAUUGUUUUGGAUACUUGUACCAUAUUAUUUCAAUAUUGAAAUUUCAAAAUCAAUUACCCGCGCUUCAUAUUUGUAAAAUAGUUUAAAAAAGACAAGAAUGGUAAAAAAUAUUUAUGUGUAUUUAGAAUUCUUUUCAUAUUUUCAUGAAUUACUUGGAUUUAUAGCUUGUUAUUAAAAUAUUUUUAAUUUUGCAUAAAUUCGAUCUUGUAUAGAGUUAUAUGCUGCUUGGAAACAUUUUAACUAUUUAAAGAGUUAGGUUAAAAGGGGAUAAAUCACCAAAAGAAAGUAAAAAAUAAAAAAAACUACGCAAUCGACCAUAUUUUGGUCGACACACAGUUGGGGUGAUUUUGACAUCGACCAUAUUUUGGUCGAUUCACAGUGGAGUGACAGCUUAGUUUUUCUUAUUUAUUGUAUAUUUGACUGGCACUGCGACAGCGACGUUGCCGAAGGGUGCGAUUGUAGAAGCUCUGCCAAAGUUGAGGUGUAGGGGCUAGAAGGACAUAGGUGGAAACAACGACUCUAUGGGCAUCUCCUUUGAGACUUGGACCUCGGCUUAGAGGGACGUAGGUUAGGGAACUUACAAAAUGUUAAAACACACAAUGCAAGAAACCUUUGUAACUUUAAUUUUAAGUUUUUACUUUUAUUGCCACCAUUACCUAAUAAUAUUUACGUUUCAAAUGUGCUUAGAAACUAAACAUAAUAGGGAUGAUGACUAGGUUUGAAUAUAUUGAUUUUUAUAAUACAUUCGGGUAAAUAAGGUCAAUGUUAACUAAUUUAUACAUAAAAAGCAAAGAUUGACUGGAUAUUUGCAAAAUAAAUAAGAUUAUAAAAUUUCAAAAUCUAUUAAAAAUCUUUUAUCGUAAGUAGAUGAAAAUUCAUACAGUUUUAGCUUCCUUACAUUAAAUGUGACAUUUUUUAAUAUAUGGACUAUAAACAUAAACGCAGAAAUAACAAAGAUAUUAGUAACUUUGUCUUAACGCCCAUACAAAUCUAACGAUCAUAAGUGCCUACAACGUAUUAGUUCAUGCCAUUUUGUAUGGGGCGUUUUUCAGGGAUCCGCGGCAGCGCCGCAAAUCUGACCCUUUAACUCCCUGUAGCUCCGAAAGUAAUGAUCGCAGAUACCCUGUUACUUUUACAAAAUUGCUUUACUAUUAGCAUACUCUUAAUUUAUAUACAAUUUAAAAAACUGUCAUCAUCCCUAUUGAAAUUAAUUAAAUUUGACUUUUGACAGUUUUGACAAGAAAAAUGGCCGCUAAACUAUACUCAUGGUAACGCCGCAUAUGAUUUAAUGUAAAAUUAAAGUACUUCUGUUUAUAUUGCUAGACCAGCUGUUACAGAUUUGUUCAUGCAACCCGAAACUAUGAUGAAUCCAAUCAGUUAGGUACUCUAGUAGUAUACACAGAAGUUUUUCGCAAAAUAUACGAUAAGGUGUGUACGAGUAAGAUUCGAAUUGUUCCAUUAUCGCAAAUCUUAUCAUAAAGUCUACCAUAUCGUACAUUUAGUUUUAGUUAGAACCUGUAGGUUAGUUAACAACGACCAAAGAUCAUGUUGAUGUUAUAUUUGUUGAGUUUUGUUGCUAUUGUUAUAAUAAUAUUAUACUGGAGUUUCUCGCAGCAAAUAUCUACUCCCUAUUUGAGUCCACUGAUAUCUUUUCUUGCGCCCGUCUCUAGGCCUUAAAUCUGCAUCACGACAUGUCCAUCUCUCGAAACGAAAGAAAGACGAAUUUUGACCAAUAGUGAUGGAACCCAGAAUCUAUAACUUUCUUUGCGUCGGGCCGAAAACUCAGACUAAUUACAUAAGUAUGCCCGACUAGUUUCGAACCCAUACGGGGCCCUUAGUCGUGAGCUGGUUCUUGCAACGCGGCACGAUCCAAACUAUGGAUCAUGCAGCAUAUUAAUUUUAGCGGUGUUUCAUAAUCAAUUAAUAUGAAUAACACUCACGAUAAUUUAAAUUCUAAAAUAAUUACAUAAGGACUAGUAUCGCACCCUAAUUCACGAACAAAAUAGUCUGUAUUUUUUUUGAUGCAGACAGGCUUUGAUUAGGUGUAUAUCUUUUACCAAACUAGAAGUUGUUGACCGUUUUUACACCAUUCAGCUACACAAAAAAGUAUUUUUACGCACGUCUUUACACGACGAAUACGAUUACAACUAAAUCAUCGAUUCUUUAAAAAAAAAAAUAUUUUUUUUACGGCAAAUACUUUGGCAGGGUAACGUCUACCGAGGCAGGUUCUUAUGUAAUUAGUCUGAGGCUCAAAGAGAUGGAACUGAUAUAGUCCCGGUGUCGCUAAUAUUAUUUGUUUUUACUUCUCUUCACUAGAUAUACAGGUUGCUUCGGGUAUUUCUCAUAACUUCUAGAUGUUGACGAAUUCACUUAAAGGAGCCGAACUGCAUAACUAACAUUUUUUUUAACUAAGAAGAACUUUUUGUUUUCAUUCAAAGUAAUUCAAAUAAUUUCGACUCUUUUAUCUACGUAAUUAUACGUACGUUUGGCUACGUCAUUAAUAAAUGAUUCAUAUGAGGAACACAUUUUAAGAUCUAUUUACAAAAGCAAAAAAAAAUCGAUAAUAUUCAUUUUAGAACACAUGUUCCUUAAACAUUUUUAAUUAUAUUAAUUGAUUAUGAAACAAAAAACUCACGUGAUAUUAGGUCGGAGUAUGCCCGACUAGUUUCGAACCCAUACGGGGCCCUUAGUCAUGAGCUGGUUCUUGCAUCGCGGCACGAUCCAAACUGGAUUUAAUUAAUUUUUAAAUUCCAUUUUUAAUUAAUUUUCCAUAAAGAAUAUAACUCUAGAGUUAUAGGAAAUACUGCCGAGCACACUGUAUUUAUUAAGUCGAAUGUCAGACCUGAUGAGACUUAUGUCUACCAAAAUCUAUCACUAGGAAAUUAUUUGCUGAUAUUUCAAAACUAGGUUACUUAUUAGAAAAUAAUGAAUUUUUAUUACAUAUAUACCUACUAUACCAUCACAUAUUUCCCUUAUAAUAUGUAUAUGGAAAAAAUAGCUAUAACAAUUAAAAUUAGUAAAUAAUUUUUCGUCUAAAUAUGCACUAAUAAUAAACCACAUUAUCAAUACUCCAUUGUAUAGGAUUUGUUUAUGAACUGCUUAAAGCAUUUAGGAUUGUUUUGUAAUAUCUUUACUUUAUGGUGUCUUCCACACAAUGAAUACUUUGAUGCAGUACGAUUAUCCGAUCGAAAUUUCGACUUAAGCCAAUGCCAUUGAUUUAAUUAAGGUAUUUCAGUCGAGUACGAACAAUUUUUGGAUUUACCGCCUAAUAAUCGUUCGUACUCGACUAAAAUACUAAAGUAGUCCGAACUAGGCCAUAGCGGAUGCUUAUUUUAGCCGAAUUUGAAAUCAUUUUGAGUGGGUAGAAUUCACCAUGUUACUGAGAAAGCCAUUUAUGUGAAUGACUAAUUAACAAAUCCUUAACGAUCCUGACAACGACAUUAUGACCGACAAUAAUUACUCUUCCCAGGCAACAAAACAAAAUUCUCGUGUGGCCUCCUCCGAAAGGGCUGGACCGAUUUUUAUGAAAGUAUGCUGACCGAUUUUUAAGUAAAGUAUCUGGUAGGUUCUAAGAAGCCAACAUCAAUUUUUAACACCCCUAAAUGAUAAAAGCGGUCCACCCCAUGACUUGUAGGGUAAAUUGGGUAAAACAACAUUUACCGGGUCAGCCAGUAGGAGAUUUAAUUAACCACUGAGCGCAAUUUUUUUUGAUCAAAAAAUAUACGUAAUAUCCAUUCGCUGCCCGCGAGUAUUUUAUCGAAAAGCCCGUCUGCGUUGAAGAAGCCGACAGUCAGGGAAUGCGGUUUUAAUGUACCGUUGUGAGCCAUUUAAAAAAUCUUUAUAUUCCUCUAUCGCGCGGAGCAUGAUACUGUGCUCGCCUAUUGCCCUUAGUUUACUUUAUAUUUUUUUACAUGUCACGUAACGGAUACGAUGGGCGACCGGUCGUCCAUUUAGGAGUCAAGUGGAUAUUUAUAGAUGAUGAAAACCAAAGAUCGUAGAAUAUGGCAAUUUGUCAAUACCAGGUUUUGAUUCAUACAAACAUAAAUAGUACAUCACUAGGAGUUACUGGUUACACUAUUUAUUAAACAGUAUAAAAUAUAAUAAUUUAAACAAUAAUAUAUGGCGGUUCGAAAUAAUUGUUUAUUAUUUUAUACACAUAAUCUUUACAAAAGCAAUUGUAAAUAAUUAUAUUAUAUUAUUGUGCUGAAAAUAUACACGAUUAUGAAAAAAUAAAA
Messenger RNA from Bicyclus anynana (squinting bush brown), 5616 nucleotides. RefSeq lists its product as uncharacterized. The transcript is spliced from 5 exons. The record is from RefSeq and is a predicted model, not a curated record. Lineage: Eukaryota; Metazoa; Arthropoda; Insecta; Lepidoptera; Nymphalidae. The coding region runs from base 563 to 1081 and encodes 172 amino acids.